This is a messenger RNA of Brassicogethes aeneus, 769 nucleotides long. Lineage: Eukaryota; Metazoa; Arthropoda; Insecta; Coleoptera; Nitidulidae. The record is from the annotation of a GenBank genome assembly.
GACGUUAGAAAUGUCAAACCUAUUUGUAAACAAUCCGCGUUAAUUUUGCAAUUUUCGCAAUUAUUUGAUUGUAAUAAUUAUCAAUUAAAGUGAAAAUGAUGUCCGAUGAAUCCGAAAAUGACGGGGUGUACGUGGAUAACCAAGAGAGUGAUAUAUACUACAAAAAAUUCAAAUUAUUGCUUGAAGAAUGCUCGAACAUGCAAAGAUCGAACGAAAUAUUAGUUUUUAGGAUACAAGAAACAGACAAAAUAACCAAACGAAGACACAAAGAAGUAAACUUCUUCAAACAACGAUUGCUAAAAAACUACAGUGAAGAUUGGACUGUAAUUCCUAAAACAAACUUAAUUAAAGAAGAAGAAGACACAAAACCGUCAAAUUUAGUCGCUAAAGAGCGAAUAAAAGAAGAAAAACUCGAAGAAGAUGAAAAACCGGAAAAACCCGUGAAAACGCCCAAAAGGCCGGCGAAGAGGACGAAAGGGAAGGCGGAGAAGGAUCCGAACGCCCCAAAACGGCCUUCAAAUCCGUUUUUUCAGUUUUGUCAGGAACAACGGCAGAUUUUGAUGGAACAAUUGAAUUCUGAGCUGAAACCUGGCGAACCAGAGCCCACUAAGCAAGAACUGACCAGGCAGUUGGCCAUCAAGUGGAAGUCUUUGACAGUACCAGAAAGAAAGAUUUAUGUGGAUAUGUAUGAAAAGUCAAAGGAGAAAUAUGUUGUGGAAAUGUCAGAGUAUAAACAAAUGAAACAAUAAUGUGAUUUAGUAUUAAGGUU